Messenger RNA from Lindgomyces ingoldianus, 4338 nucleotides. RefSeq lists its product as uncharacterized. Gene Ontology annotation, biological process: killing of cells of another organism; defense response to Gram-negative bacterium. The record is from RefSeq and is a predicted model, not a curated record. Gene Ontology annotation, cellular component: membrane. Gene Ontology annotation, molecular function: pore-forming activity. The annotation marks the transcript as partial. The transcript has 3 exons. NCBI's taxonomy places the organism in Eukaryota, Fungi, Ascomycota, Dothideomycetes, Pleosporales, Lindgomycetaceae.
CUGAUACCGUGUGCUUUGGAUGCAUUUGUCCUGACCGAACACUGCUGCGACGCAGACAACAACUAUAAGAUCGCACCAAUAACCCAACCAAACUACACGUUCCUCCGUCUCCACGACAAGCUUCUCGAAAACGACGUCCUUGACCAUAUCGACCUUCACUCGGUGACACCAGCCGACCUGAACUCACGCAUAACAAACUUGGGUAAUGGGGAACGCAAAGAAUCUCGGUUGGGCGUUUAUCUGCACUGGACAAUCCCCCAAUUCUACCGCAUGGGCAGUUCUGGCGCUGGAGGUGCAACCGACCACAAGCAAAAUACCCCGGCCGCACAGGCAGAGAGGAAACGGCAACAAGGUUUCCCGUCUCGAAGUGGGGAUAAACCUUCGUCUGGGGCCAGUCCGGAUACGACAGCCCCAGAUUUUCGCCCACUGCCAAACCGAUGGCUAGUCACAAGAAGAAUAGACAAGGGUUCACUUGGCAAAGAAGGAGUAGACUAUCCAAAUGGGUUGGAUAUCAAAGACUUCGAGUCUUGGGUUGUUGAGUCGGACGCUCUCAGCAACAUUGAUGAGAUUGGGGAGCAGUACGGCUUAGACUUCGAUAUCGAGGCCCAACGAAGCCCGUUCCUCAGUGCCAUCAGUAUGACUCCAGAUAACACCGCCAUUAUCGACAGUCAAGCCGAGGUUUUCAUUGGAAAGAAAACUAAGGCUUUGGACUGGGAUUCCAAAGUGGCAGAUGGGAGCCCUCAUGUCGAUCUCCAAGUUUUGAGUUCCUCGAACCCAUUAUUUGUGGACUUUACGCACCACAACAUGAAUGUGUUCAGCAUCGUAGAUAACUUUGAAUAUACCGUUUCUAGCGGCGGGAAGGCUUCCAAGGUAUAUCUCAAAAAGGCGACCGCGGACUACAGCAUCAUCGGGUGGCAUUCUACAGCAGACAGCGACCCUCUGACAACGUAUCAAACAGAGGACCGCGAAUCAGUUCCGACCCAUUCGGAAAGACUCAGUGACUGCCGUAUGAGAGUCAAAACCAUUCCGGAUGAUGUACAGGCAUGGUUAGACUCCAAGACGCCUGCCCCCUCGCGUGUUCUCUGCCAUUGCUCCAAGUAUGGAGUCGUGUUCGACCGCGCCACGCCAAAGCCAGCUAACACAGUAUUGGCGAAUGCUGCUGGUGCUGCAAUGCUGCAUAAACAACCAAUCUCCAUAGGUGUCACGCCCAUCGAUGGUUUACUUGCAUUCUGCAAUGCCCAUAAGGACGCGAAAGACGACAAAAUGCAAGAUGUAUACCAAACACUUCUGCGUAUUCAGUUCCUGCUGCAAGAGACCGAGGACGAUGAUUUGGAUGGGCUCCAAGCUGCGGCCGACGAGAAUUACCAACAAUCGUUCCAAAAGAUUGAUAGCGGUACACAGUGGUACUUCAAGCAGCAGACAGAUCCAAAUCAGAAACCCGCAGAGGCAUCGCUGACCCAGAUUAAAGACCUCCGGACGCUGAAUCGAACACAAGCUGUGGUUGACAAUCUCUCCCGGGAAUGCACUAAGAAGCAGUGGUAUCUUUUCGCAUCCUGGUGGAAUUACGUGUCAGGCUUCAUUGAGGAUAGUAAAGGAGACAGAUACAGGAAGAGCAUCUCAGACUGGAUGGGUCGUCUGAAGCAGUUAAACCAGUGGAAAGACAUGGAAGGAGGCUGGAAUAAGCAGAUCGACAGCUUGAAAGCCAGCCUUUCAGAUCCAACUAGGGGCACCCCAGAUCGGUUCUUCCAAAAAAAAGACCCUACCAUAUUAUUCGGGAAUAUUAGCCGGGGUUGGGAUGAGGACUUUGCGGAGAAGGUUCCAGUACGAUUGCAUAGUCAAGUCGUUACCGCGAAUCCGCCAAAGUACAAAUCAGUGACAACUGGCUGGGACCGCUCUUCCGCAUACUUUCUGUCGAUUAUUCAAAAGAUUCCAAAGGAUCUUCAGGUUGGAGUGUCGGCCUUGCUAGAUGAGUUUCGUGAAUUAAACCCAUUGAACGAUGCGAACACGAAAGCAGUCGACGCUCCUCGUGUCAUUCCUUGGUAUCACGAUGAAUCGCAGAGAAUAGAUGAAAACAAUAUCAUAACAGAAGAGACAAGAGGCCGAGACCGCUGGCAGAACACACAACCAUGGCGUCCUCUAUUCCUCGAAUGGGAAGCGAACUAUUAUCAUGUCCCAUUUGAGAAAUGGAGCCUGAUCGAGCAUGAUCGCUAUUCGAACUGGGGCGCUAAAGUGGUACAUUAUGGUCCAAAUGUCGACCUAAGCAAACCUGAGAAUCAGACAACAGACGUCCGACAUGUUUCUGGCCGAAGCUAUCUUACGCCCCAAACAGCGUCCACGCUGAAGACAACGCUUACCCAGAUAUUCGCAAAUACCAAUCCGAACGAGCUCGAAGACCCCAAGAAGUACAACUUGCCUGCAGAGGCACAGGAGAAGCUCCUGAAAUUGAUAUCAGGCUUAGAGGUCGUAUCGACCCCUUUGACUGGUCUCACAUCUCAUCUUUUAACCUUGUGCGAAGGCACACAUCUCAAGCCUUUAGUCCGGCGCCCAAAUGAGACACCUCUUCCAAUUGUCACAGCACAAAAGGCCAUCACUCCGGCGUUGAAGAAUUCGGAUAACACAAUGGCUGUGGAUCCGGCGGCCCUCCUCGUGGCCAUGGACUCUGAGACUACCCUGACUCCAUAUGGGGAUAUUGCUGUCAAUACCCCUUCUCCACCAAUGAAACCUGUUACCCACGGUCAAAUGAUGUUUACAAAACUUAAUAUCAUUGACAAAUUUGGGCAGGUAGUCUGCGCUAUUGACCCCGGUCCUCGGCGCCCUGGGCCAAUUCCUACCAUUACGCCCUGUAUCUCGGAUAGCUACUUUCCUGGAACUGUUGAUGGUGCAGAUCCAAAAUUGCCUUCUACGAGAGCUAAUACAGUCAUCCCUCAGUCAACUAACGAUGCUUGUCCCCUCAUAUCUCUCCCUCCAAGCAUCAAUCAGCCAGCCAGGCUUAAUGCGCAUUUUGUAAUGAAAGACAAAGAUACUGGGGUUUGGAGGAAGGCCACAGACUGGGACCUAGACCCAGGUCCUGUCAUUGGAUGGAUGGUUGUGAAUUAUGCCAACCAGGGACUCCAGCUCUUCUUCCCAAAUGGCACAUUCUACCGCGAAGUGCGACUCGGCGGCAGACACAAGACAUCUGGUGGCUUCAAAUUUCUCCCGUUCGAUCCUCCAAUAGACAAGACUGGUGCUGGAGCAGCGACCGAGCUAGAUAAUAUUCUCACGCUACUUACUGAGCGCAACGAUCCUUCGUAUCUUCGAGGUUUCUUUGACAUGAUUAACCAAUCUAUCGAUGACAAUCAGGCUCAUGCCCCAAAAUCUUAUGCGACGUAUAGCUCGGCCAUUGUUGGGAAGCCAUUGGCCAUUGUCAAUGCAGGGUGGAGCAUGGAGUUGUCGGCAGAAGAGAACCAAAAUUGGAGUACCUUCUAUCAGGACUUUGUGGAUAAGAGCCCUCAAAAGCCAGCGCCGACCCGCACUCUUCUUGACGGGACAAAUCAACGGAAGCAGGGUGAUCUAUUAGGAUACACCUUCCCAGUUAAGUUCGGGGACAAGGAAAGGACGUUUGAUGGUCUUGUCGGCUAUUAUCCCUCCAUUCGAACAUCUACAGAAAUCGACUACAAGCAUAUCUACACCUAUUUCACCGACACCUUAAACGCUAAAAACCCUGGUAAAGACCCCCGAAUCCCCAUUUCACCCUCCAACUUCCCAAAAUUCACCCCAUACUGGAUCCCGCCAAGCGAUCCCAUAAAGCCCGCGCCGUCACACGACCCCUACCUCCAAGUCCUAACUCUAAUAAUGGAUCCUUUCCUCCCCGUCCACGCAUACAGCGCCGUCCUACCAAACAAAUCCCUCAAACUUCCCGCUUACACAGUCGAACGCGCUCUAUCCCGGAUCUCCGCAUUCUGGCAAACCGGGCCAUUACUCUCUUCCCUGGACGUCCUUCCAUAUAACUCCAGUCCGGAAGCUGCAUUGGAUGCAAAUUACAUCGACAAACUCUUGCCACCUGCUCCUGGGACGUCCGAUCCCAACACUCCAGCUCUUCCACUCGUGCAUCUCCCGCUUUCGCCGCCCGCUGCAACGCAAGGAGGUGGUGGGGCGCAAUAUCGGUACCUACAGCCGUAUUUUGUAAAAAAUAAGGAGUGGAAAGAGGGGAUGGACGUGGAUUUGAAAAUGCAGACAAGGUUUAAUGCAUAUGCGAUUGAUGGGAAUGCGGCGGCAGGGAGUGAGGCUGUUGAGGCGAAGUUAGGGAGGGGCCCGUACACAGCGGUUGAGGGGUAUUUGCAAGUUGUUAAGAGGAUUGUU